CUGCGCCUGUGGCGACUGCACCUCGGGCAAGGAACGAGCGGUGUCUCUCGGUGUCGCGGAAGCUCGUUUCCGUCGCAGAGCAAUCGCUGCUUGCGAGCGACCAGAGAGUGCUUGAGCCGAGUUGCACUGGCGACGUCGAACAAAUGUGGAACAAGUAUUCGUGGCACAUAUCGUCCCCCACAUAGGCGAGCCGUCGGUUCGCCGUCGAUUAACUUGGAAGCCUACCUGCAGGACUUCGGCAGCGGGAGCAGUGAGUCCAGAGCGGCGUUAGCAACACUGGCUGGCAGCACUCCGAGACACUUGGCAUUUCGAAGAACAGUGGGUCACCGGGUACACGCUCGGGCCAAAGCUGGCGCUCGGACACCAUCUUUCCGAUGUCGACUGCCAGUGGUCGCAGAAAUCCUAAUUCGGGAUCUUUUCUUGGAGCGCUGCGAGUGCAUGCCGAGUGCACGCCCGCGGGUGGGACAUGCCGUGUCGCGAUGGCUUCGUCGGCGUCGACGAGACGUCAACUCGAUGAUUCCCUCAAGCAGGAUCCGCGGUGCCUGCGCCGACGAAGCCGCCGCUCUUGGCCGACGGGCAGGGUGACGCACGAGAGUCGCCGCUCCGCUACCGGUGAGCUGUCUUGAGACGAUGCUCGGCACAUCAUUUGCGCACACCGGCAUCUCUCCUACUAAGUUCACGAGCCCAAAGAUUCAAGGUCGCCCCGCCAAGCGCGGUGCCGCGGCCCCGCUGCCCUCCAACGGCGGCAUCACUGUGACUUCAUCCGUGCCGAAAGAAAACGAGCCGACGACCCACUGUGUUGGCGGCUGCUCCGGCGGAGACCGGGCUCCGGCGCCGCACCGCGAGAGGGGCCGGGCGACCGGCAGGCGCCGCGCGCCGGGGUCCCGAGGCGGCGGCCGCCCGGCCGCCUUCACAUCGGCCAUGGCCGCCCCUCGGCGGGCCGUGCCGGCGAGGAGCCGCUGCACGCAGACCGACCCCGUGGCGUGCGGCUGCGCCUCCUACCCUCCGGCCGUCCGCCGACCCCCGAGGCCCAGCGCGCCGCCGCUGCCCGAGGACCUGCGGCGGCUCGCGGAGCCGCCCGACGUGCGGCUCGCCGUCGGUCCGCAGCCGGGGGAGGCCCGGUCCGUCCCGGUGCACGCUGCUGUGCUGAGCCAGAGCGCUGUGCUGCGAGACCUGCUCGCACGGUGCAGUGCGACGGGGGUCGGCUGCCAGCCAGAGGCCGACGCUCGGACCAGGACGCUGCGAGUCGUCUGGGCAGACCCGGACGCCUUCGAGAAGAUGAUGCCCUUCCUGUACGGACGGGACGUGCGCCUCGACGACGUGUCCUCGGCGCUGGAUGUGAUGCGCGUGGCCCACGCCUUCGCCGUUCCCGGGCUUCUCACCGUGUGCCUGCGCUACGUGGGCGACCACGUGGACAGGGAGACGGCGCUGUCAGCGCUCACGCGGCUCUGCGAGGUCUCCGGCGGCGGCCCCGCCGCGGACCUGCAGCAGAACCUGCUGAACGAGACGCGCGCCCGCUGCCUGGACGUGGUGGACCGCAACGCCGAGUGGCUGCUCGCUGACGCCGCCUUCGAGUGCUUGCCCCGCACCAUCUUCGCCCUCGUGUUGGGCAGGGACUCCCUGUGGCUCAGGUCCGAAGUUUCGGCGGCAAAGGGCGCUGACCGCUGGGCAGCCGCCGAAUGCCGACGGCAGGGUAACGCUACAGAACCCGCGCAAAAGCGGCGAGUGCUGGGCGACACUGCCUACCUCGUUCGUCACUUCCUGCUCGACCGCGACCAGUUCCGACGCGUGGCUCCGUCACUGCUGGACGACAUCGAGGCAGCCCUCGUGCUCGAAUUCAUGGACGGCCGCAUCGGAGAGGACCGACUGACCCCUGCGCUCAGGACCAACCUCGCGUUGAGGCGGCGCCCUUCGCCGCCGGCGCUGCCUCCAUCCUCGCCUCCAGCGGCAGACAGUGAACCAGGCAGCGCUCCGGCCACCGGACCAGUGCGAAGUCAGACGUUGGCCAGAAACCGAAAGUCCACAUCGGCCAAGGUGCGCAAGUGCGCCGCGGACGUCUUCUGGACGGUCGUGUCUAUUCUAGACUGACGGGGGGCGAGGGGGGUCCUACGUGUAUCCCUUCGUGUGCAUGUCGUUGUUGUCGUUGGUGUGUGUUCGCGAAAGACGCCUGCUGGGCAGGAACUUGGACCUCGAUACUUCUUGCUUUGUGCCAGGAAUUACUAGCUUUUAUUUUACUGACUGGGUGUCCAUACCCGAUUGCUGUCCUAGUGCCCGCCUUCUGUAUUGUGACGCUGAAGUUUCGAACUCUGAUGAGUGUAAAGACACUUUUCAUAAUUUGUGGCAGGGCAUAAAUUGUGACAGGCUACACUAGACGUCCAGGUAAGCUGCUCUACAACUUGGUCAAUACGCUGAUGGUUGUCGAAAAGGGUAUGGCUUAUGCCAAGAGCAACAGCUACAACGACUAUACUGAGAUAAAAAUUAGAGUGGUCAAUGCCUAAGUAAGUUUUCUACUUAGCUUCGCUCAGUCUCAAAAUAGCGUUAUCGCCCUUCAUUAUUGGUUUGGCAACACCACAUAAAGAUGGCUAGUGCGGUU
Molecule: messenger RNA, 2593 nt
Organism: Dermacentor albipictus
Lineage: Eukaryota; Metazoa; Arthropoda; Arachnida; Ixodida; Ixodidae
Source: RefSeq, a predicted model, not a curated record